Chionomys nivalis (European snow vole) is the source of this 1674-nucleotide messenger RNA. Its product is annotated as pyrethroid hydrolase Ces2e-like. Gene Ontology annotation, cellular component: intracellular membrane-bounded organelle. Gene Ontology annotation, molecular function: carboxylic ester hydrolase activity. The transcript has 12 exons. NCBI's taxonomy places the organism in Eukaryota, Metazoa, Chordata, Mammalia, Rodentia, Cricetidae. The record is from RefSeq and is a predicted model, not a curated record. The coding region runs from base 1 to 1674 and encodes 557 amino acids.
AUGCCGCUGCACAGACUUCCUGGCUGGCUGAAUGCUGUGGCCUGUGGACUCCUGAUUAUUCUCCUCCAUGUGCAGGGUCAGGACUCACCAGAGGCCAACCCCAUCAGAAACACACAUGCAGGAAAAGUCAGAGGCAGCCUUGUCCAUGUGAGGGGCACCAAGGUUGGUGUCCACAGAUUCCUGGGAAUUCCCUUUGCCAAGCCACCAGUAGGACCACUGCGCUUUGCACCCCCUGAAGCCCCUGAACCGUGGAGUGGUGUGAGAGAUGGGGCCUCACAACCGGCCAUGUGUCUACAAAAUGAUGAUAUAAUGAAUUUAGAGGGUCUGAAGAGGAUAAAGCUGAUCAUGCCUCCCAUCUCUAUGUCUGAGGACUGCCUGUAUCUCAACGUCUACACACCAGCGCAUGCCCAUGAGGGCUCUAACCUGCCUGUGAUGGUGUGGAUCCAUGGUGGUUCACUGAUUAUAGGCAUGGCUUCCUGGUAUGAUGGAUCCAAGCUGGCAGCCACUGAGGAUGUGGUGGUUGUUAAUAUCCAGUACCGUCUGGGUGUCCUAGGCUUUUUCAGCACUGGAGACCAGCACGCCAGAGGCAACUGGGGCUUCUUAGACCAAGUGGCCGCCCUACGCUGGGUCCAGCAGAACAUCGCCCACUUUGGAGGCAACCCUGACCUUGUCACCAUCUUUGGCGAGUCUGCAGGUGGCACAAGUGUGUCUUUCCAUGUUGUGUCCGCCAUGUCCCGAGGACUCUUCCACAGAGCCAUCAUGCAGAGCGGGGUGGCCCUGCUGCCUCUCCUUAUCUCUAACACUUCUGAGAUUGUCUCCACGAUGGUGGCAAAGCUAUCUGGUUGUGCAACUUCAAACUCAAAGGCCCUGGUGCACUGUCUUCGAGACAAAAGUAAAGCAGAAAUUCUGGCAAUUAACAAGGCCUUCAGGAUCAUCCCUGCUGUGGUGGAUGGAGAGUUCCUACCCAAGCAUCCUCAGGAACUGUUGGCCUCUGCUGAUUUUCGCCCUGUCCCCAGCAUUAUUGGUGUCAACAAUGAUGAGUAUGGCUGGAUUCUCCCACUGGUCUUCAACACUUAUCAGACAUUAAAGAAAAUAACCAGAGGUACCCUGCGGGCUAUUCUGAAGAACACAGUAGCAGAACAGUUGAUGCUGCCUCCUGAGUGUAGCGACCUGAUAAUGGAGGAGUACAUGGGGGACACUGAGGACCCACAGACCCUCCAAAUACAAUACACGGAGAUGAUGGGAGACUUCAUGUUUGUGGUCCCUGCACUCCAAGUAGCACAUUUUCAGCGUGAGUACAUCUCUGUCUACUUCUAUGAGUUCCAGCACCGGCCCAACUUUUUCAAGGACUUCAAACCACGGCAUGUAAAGGCUGACCAUGGUGAUGAGGUUUUCCUUAUCUUUGGAUCAUUCUUCUGGGGUGUCAAAAUUGACCUCACCGUAAAGGAGAAGCUGCUGAGCAGGAGAAUGAUGAAGUACUGGGCCAAUUUUGCACGAUACGGGAACCCCAACAGUGAGGGUCUACCCUACUGGCCAGUGUCAGACCAAAGUGAGCAGUACCUGCAGCUGGACCUCCAGCCUGCUGUGGGCCAUGCCCUGAAGGCCAGAAGGCAACAGUUCUGGACCAAGACUCUGCCCCCAGAAGAUUCAGGAGCUAAAAGGGGCUCAUGGUAA